ACACCACCUCCAGUUAAAAUCUGUCUGUUUAAGCAAAAAGAUGGAGAAUAAAUGUGUACCUGUUGUUGUGGGUGUAGAUGUGGGUGGGACUAACACAGAUGCUGUGGUUAUUGCUAAAGACCAGGAACGACCAGUUGUUUUAGCUGCUGUAAAAGAACCAACCACAAGCGAUGUUACAACUGGGGUGAAGGAUGCCAUCUUUUCUGCUCUCAAAUCAACGCAUGAUAACGGCCAGAAGGUGGCAGUAGUUCAAGUAAACAUCGGAACUACUCAUUUUGUCAAUGCAGCUGUCCAAGGAAAGGGUCUCGCAAAAGUAGGAGUCAUUCGACUUUGUGGAUCGGUUUCCCAUGCCUUACCACCGUUUAGCGAUUUCCCCAAAAGACUUGCGGAUAUAAUUUGUGGUUCUGUUCAUAUGUUGAAAGGUGGAUAUCGAUAUGAUGGCCGUAUCAUAGAUGAAAUUGAUGAGAACGAAAUUAAAGAAGUUGUCCAAAUUUUGAAAGACAAAGCCAUCACCUGUAUAGUUCUAUCCGGCAUCUUUUCCCCUAUACGCCCUGAUCAGGAAUGUCAAGUAAAGGAUAUAAUCUUGAGGGAAUACCCAGAAGCAAGUCUGACUCUUUCAAAUGAAAUAGGACACAUUGGUCUACUGGAGCGUGAGAAUGCUGCAAUCUUAAACGAGUGUUUGAAACCUUUGUGUCAAAUAACGAUAAACGGCUUCCUGGCGGCACUAAAAGACUUGGGGUUAAAAUGUCCUUUGUACCUCACACAGAAUGACGGAACUAUUAUGAGCGCAGACACAGCUCUCGAUUAUCCCAUUUACACUUUUGCAUCGGGUCCCACGAACAGUAUGCGUGGUGCAGCUUAUUUAUCAGAGUUAAAGGAUGCCAUUGUGGUGGAUAUUGGUGGAACUACAAGUGAUGUUGGAUUGCUGAAAAACGGAUUCCCUCGUCAGGCUUCGACAAAGGUUAAAGUUGGUGGUGCAAGAACAAACUUCCGAAUGCCGGAUGUUCUCAGCAUCGGACUGGGUGGUGGAUCUUAUGUUGAAGCAUGCUACAAUGAUGACAAAACUGUUAAACAUGUAUCAGUUGGUCCAUUAAGCGCUGGAUACAAUUUACAGAACGAAGCUUUUAUCUUCAGCAGCAGGGACAAUAGAUCCUUGCGGAACCUCACUGCAACCGAUAUUGCUGUCGCAGCUGGUAUGGCAAGUCUUUGGGAUCCCACUUCAGUUGGUGACCUUAGCAAAGAAUUAGUCAAGUCUGCUAUAGACAGAAUACAUCAAAUGGUAGAAGAGGCAAUCGACAAGAUCAAGUUGAGCAACGAAGAACUUCCUGUUAUUCUAGUUGGAGGUGGGAGCAUACUGAUUGAUCCUAAACGCCACAUAGCUGGUGCCAAGAGUGUAAUACUGCCGGAGAAUUUUGGGGUGGCAAAUGCUAUUGGAGCUGCAUUGAGUCAAGUCUCGGGACGAGUGGAUUAUGUAUGUAGUCUUCUUGAUAUGGUAGAUUGUGACGCUAUGGCUAAAAAGAUAGAGGAAGCUGUCAAGGCAGUCACAGAUGAUCCCGAUGGUAAAGAGACUGAAAUCGCUAGGGAAAAUGCCCAGAAACCGUUUUUUGUUAAUGCACGGGAUAAAGCCACGGACGAAGCAUGUGAGAAAGCUAAAGCUGCCACCAUCAAAUCAGGGGCAGAUCCAUCUUCUUUAACGAUUACAGAAAAGGAAUAUUCCACUAUAUCCUAUAUUCCAGGACAGGCCAUACGUAUCAAGAUCACAGCAGUUGGUAAUCUAGCAGACUUGAAGAAGACUGGCACCCCAUAUGAAGCGUGGAUGCCAAAUGCAUCCACCUCUCAAUCAGACACAAAAUCUGCUGUUAAGCUUACAAAACAAGGAACAACUUCUAUGGGAAAUAAACUCUCAUCAACAGCUGACCUUGAAGAUGCAACGCAAACACCAUCUGAACCCUACAUAGAUCCUGCAUCUGGUGAAUGGAUUUUGUCACUCUGGGACAUUGAAUGUAUUGUUGUAGGAGCAGGCAUAUUUGGAUGUGGAGGUGGGGGUAGUCCUCAUAUUGGAAGACUGAGGUCAUUGGAAGCAGUUCGGAAAGGAAAGAAAAUUCGCAUUAUAUCUCCGGAACGCUUGUUGAGAAACGCUGAUCCUGAUAAUGACUUGGUUGUGGUUGUCUCUUUUAUGGGAGCCCCCUUGAUUAUGUACGAACAGCUUGUAUCUUCUGUUGAAAUAACUGGUGCACUAAAAGCUAUGGAAGAACUUUAUAACAUUGGUGGUUACGAGGACGGUAAACUGAAAAAUACGGAAGGUGUUGAGGUUAAAAGUAGAGCUGGGAUGACCUUUAUAGAGGAUUACCAACCCAAAACCGAUAUAUCAACCACAACCGGCAAUAUAGGAGGAAAGAAAAUAAUUGCUUUGAUGUCAGCUGAAAUUGGAGGAAUGAAUGCCAUAGAACCUUUUCUUGUUGGAGCUGAUCUUGAUAUACCUAUUAUUGAUGCAGAUUGUAUGGGAAGAGCCUUUCCAGAACUACAAAUGUUUUGCCCUUAUAUGUAUGGUGUGUCCCCCUAUCCAGCAACUUUAGUUGACGACAGAAACCGAAGAGCUGUGAUGCUCCAGACUCCUUCAGCCAAGCAUCUUGAGCAUCAUUUCAGAGACACAGUUGUUGAAAUGGGUUGUUCUGGUGGAAUGGUGGAUUCAGCUCUCCGUAAAAAUGAUGUUUACACAAAAACAAUUUUAUACUCGGUCAGUCAUGCUUGGAGGUUGGGUAAUGCUAUUCUGCGGGCCAGAUUGGAGAAGAUUUCGCCCAUAGAUGCUAUUCUGGCAGAGGAGAAUUCGAAGCAUAUUAUGACCGGCAAAGUUCAAGACGUUCAAAGGGAGACAACAGCAGGCUUUAAUAAAGGUCGAUUGAUUAUCGAAGGGUUGGAGAAGUUUAUGAACCAACGUCUUCUGAUUGAAUUCCAGAACGAAAACUUGGUGGUUCUACAGUUAGCUGAAGAUGGUAAAACUAUUGUAGGUGAUGCUUUAGCAUGUGUUCCAGAUUUAAUUAUGUUGGUGGAUGCCGAUACAUGUGAACCUAUCACCACAGAGGAAAUGAAAUACGGAAUGAGGGUAGCAGUUGUUGUACUAGCAUCGCAUGCCUUACUCAGAACAGAAACUGCCCUUCGCUUUGUCGGUCCUCAGGCAUUCAGAUAUCCAGAUACUGUGAAAUUUCAGCCAUUUGCUGAUGCUAAAAUUACCAAACCGAUUCCACCACUUUAAAAGAUACGAUGUAUUAGCUUUCAAUUUUCCAAAACAUUUUAAGUCUGACAACCUUAUCUCAAAUAUAUUUAGAAAAAAAAAAAAUAUUGGGGCAUCUUCUGUGUUACAUGUAUACCCAUACAUGUACAUUUAACUGGGAUAGAAACCAUGCCAUCUGACUCAAUGACAGACACUUUGACAUAAAGCACAUGUGUUAGACCGCUUGGCCACCCAAACCCCAAUAAGCAUGCAUUAAAGAUAUAUUAUGGGAGAUUCAAUAACGAGUUGUUAGUUCUCACUAUAAUAGUUAAAAACUAGAUAAAGUAAAGGCAAUUUGCUGAACAUUUCAUUCAAAUUGAUCCACUAUGAACCGAGAACUAAACGAAUGAAAUUUCUGCCUAGCCUCGGUCAUCAUUACUAAAGUCAGUACGAUAAACAGCAUAGUCUCAAUUAUCCAUUUAAUCGUUUAAUCAAGAAGGAAAGUUAUGCAGUAAAUCGGAUAACAAUCCAUUUGAGAUCGCAGGCUAGCGAUGCCAUCUAGAGUUGAUUAUGGUCUGGAUAAGUUAAUUAAAGUCUAAUUAAUAAUUUAGAUAACAUUUCAGGCCUAAAGAAAGACUGAAAUAGACAGAUUUAGACCUUGCAUAAUGUAUGUUUAAUAUACCUCUCAGCCAAAGAAUAGAAAUUUAGCUCCUUAAAUUAUUUUUGUCCAAAUACAUGUUUUUAUUUGAAUAGAGUACAUAAUAUACAUCAACUUUUAACCAUAUACAAAGUCUUAAAGCCCUAGGCUUCUGGAGUGGGGUCGCCUUUCCAACAUUAUAGGUUAUCUCUGGGUAAUCAGGUUUCCUCUGGUGUGGUUUCGAUUCCCCGGUUGUCCGUGACAAGGAGUGGGAUCGCCUGUUCAACCUGAUGGGUUUUCUCCGGGUAAUCGGGUUUCCCCCCACUGCUAAAGUCCCCUACACGCAAGCGAAUUAUUGAAAUAAAAUUGAACCAUGUGUUAGUCCCAAAAUGACCUAGUUUGUGUUGAGUGGACGUUAAACCCAUCUCUCUCUCUCUCUAAAUACAAGUACUAGUCUGUACCAGUAAUAGCAACAAUGUAACAAGAUAAAGUGUUCUAUUUAUGAUCCGUGAUCAAUAAUAUCAUGUAUUGAUCUAUAAAAAUAUUGAUUUUACACUAUACUUUAUAUCAUAUUAUAUUUUAUUCAUAAAAUUAUU
Molecule: messenger RNA, 4444 nt
Organism: Patella vulgata (common limpet)
Lineage: Eukaryota; Metazoa; Mollusca; Gastropoda; Patellidae
Exons: 1
Coding region: 41-3253 (1070 amino acids)
Biological process (GO): glutathione metabolic process
Cellular component (GO): cytosol
Molecular function (GO): 5-oxoprolinase (ATP-hydrolyzing) activity
Source: RefSeq, a predicted model, not a curated record